GUUUUAGACGCCCAAAUAUGGCUUUAAAUCCAAAAACUCUUUCUCAAGAGCAGCUUGCCAUUCUCGCGAGUACUCCCGUCAUUCCUCCUCCAAAUGGAACGACUUCAAAUUUCACGAAUCCAGAGACACGAGUACAACUGCAACUAGUGAUCACUUCGGUCUUGCUGGCACUAUCGUUGGCCUUUUAUCUGAACCGCGUUUAUGUUAAGAUUUGUCUGAUGAACCGAGUGUCUUGGGAUGACGCGACACUUCUAGUUGGAGUACUCUUAAGCGUAACGUACUAUGUCGCCUGUACAUGGGCCAUCCAAAAGGGGCACAUGGCACGCCAUCUCUGGGACAUCAAUCGUCUCCAGGCCUUAAGUCCAAACCUUCUCGUAACGACAUACCUCAUGUUCGUCUUACCACCCAUCGUGCUAGUAUUCCUCAAAGCCUCAUUCUUCAUCCUAUACCUCCAUCUUUUCGAAUCACUUCGAUGGGUCCGAAUCUGCUCUUGGAUCGGGCUAUGCUGUAUUACCAUCAUCCAUGUAGUCUUGGGGGUAUACUCUUUUACAGUCGCAAGUCCUUAUCGUGCUGAUACAUGGGAGCACAAAGCCCUCGAAGUUGGAGUCCCUGCAUCGCUUCUUGGUUUGAUCGUGGAUGUGUAUAUUCUCGUUAUUCCGACCAUUGCCAUAUCUAGGCUUAAUAUGUCACGAAUGAGGAAGAUUGGCACAUUGUUGAUAUUUCUUUCGGGUGUUUUGGCCUGCGGUUGCUCGGCAUGCAGCAUCUACUUUCGGUAUGCGUUGAAAAAUGAAAAGGAUAAAACUUGGACAGAUGUUCUUGUCAAUAUCGCAACACUCUCGGAAAUCCUCGUUGGGAUCAUGUGCGCAUGUGCACCAAGUGCAUCCUUUGGAGCCAAGCACCCAAAUUCGAUAUACCGCAUAGUCCUUCGAAAGAUUAUACCUGAUUAUAGAGCAUUGUGCUGGAGCUGGAAUGUCACUGGUGUUAACAGCGGCUUCUCAAUGCGCGAGGUAAGGCGCGGCUCUAUUGACGACGGACUAAAGUCUACGGAUCGAAAGUACAUGAGAUUCUUUACUAUGGAGAAUUUAAGCCAAGCAUUAAGCACGCCUCGCGAUCCAUUCGUCUCUAUCCCCAAUAUGAUUCAUGUAAAAUCGACACUGGAGUUAGGGUCGCUAGGUUAGAUUGUGGGCCAAGGUUUCGCGCUAGUUUCAGCCUUGCUUUGAC
Messenger RNA from Lindgomyces ingoldianus, 1221 nucleotides. RefSeq lists its product as uncharacterized. The coding region runs from base 18 to 1178 and encodes 386 amino acids. The record is from RefSeq and is a predicted model, not a curated record. The transcript is spliced from 7 exons. NCBI's taxonomy places the organism in Eukaryota, Fungi, Ascomycota, Dothideomycetes, Pleosporales, Lindgomycetaceae.